AAAAGUCAUUCCUUUUACCAGCCAUAAUGCACAAUAUGAUCCCAUAACAAUAAUGGAAGAUCAAAAACCCUUAGAUGACAUAAUCAUGGAAACUCUUUCUACCUUAACCCCUCUUCAACUCUCAAAAUUCACUCACCACUUCUCCUCCGUCUGCCACCGCAAUCGCCACCGUAUUUUCUCUCUCCUCUCUUCUCCUACCCUCUUCUCUCUCACUCUCCACCACCUCAACUCCCUCUCUCUUCAAUGUAAAUCCCUCCUCAUUGCCCGUUACCACUUGUCUAAACUCACGAUUUUAGUGUAUUUCAGGCAGAAAAAUAUAAUUUUGUUACCGUCAUCAUCAACCACCACCAUGAACCUUCGGGAUGUGGACGCAGUUCUACUACUAUUACUCCUAUGUGAACUACGUCAACACGUCCCGGAGGCACUUGAUGCCUCGCCAUCAUGUUGGCGCCAUAUUCUUCGUGACUAUAUGGCUAAUGACAUCUUGAAAUUAUCCGGUAUUGAAAGUUCUAGUACUGAAGUGAUACUCAAGUUCAUUGAGCUAGUGGUUAAGUGCAAGAAUUUUGUUAAUGUCAUGGCCUAUGAUAAUGAUGGUGAUCAGGGGCGGAGCGACGGAAUAUCUAGCUCAGUCACCGAUGAUGUACGAAAAGAUGGGAAGAAGUUGGCGGCAUCCGUGGCGGUGGUGGUGGCGCUCCCAUCAGUGGAAGUUACUGCCGAUGAAAAUGAUCAGUGUGUGAUAUGCAAAGAAGACAUGAAAAUAGGCAGAGAUGUUUGCAAAUUACCAUGUGAUCAUAUUUUCCAUUGGAAAUGUAUAUUACCAUGGUUGAAGAAGACCAAUACUUGUCCAUCUUGUAGAUUUCAGCUACCGUCCGAUGAUGUUUUGGCUGAGAUCCAACGGUUGUGGGAAGUUCUAGCUAAGAUGAGUGGUGCCACGUAGUUAGUUAAUUAUAUUGGUGGAUUAAAUUCUAGUAGCUAUCUUUUUCAUGCCUAGCUAGCUAGAUUAUCAAUCCAAAAAAUAUUUGUACACAAUUUAUUUUUCCAAGUGCAGUAUCUUAGAAAAUGUGGCAAAUGCAUAGAUAUACAUAUUUGUCUUCGUCAA
Messenger RNA from Capsicum annuum, 1099 nucleotides. RefSeq names its product E3 ubiquitin-protein ligase SGR9, amyloplastic. Gene Ontology annotation, biological process: protein ubiquitination. The coding region runs from base 53 to 937 and encodes 294 amino acids. The transcript is spliced from 2 exons. The record is from RefSeq and is a predicted model, not a curated record. Gene Ontology annotation, cellular component: cytoplasm. Lineage: Eukaryota; Viridiplantae; Streptophyta; Magnoliopsida; Solanales; Solanaceae. Gene Ontology annotation, molecular function: ubiquitin protein ligase activity.